This is a messenger RNA of Ipomoea triloba (trilobed morning glory), 1692 nucleotides long. RefSeq names its product serine/threonine-protein phosphatase 7 long form homolog. The record is from RefSeq and is a predicted model, not a curated record. The coding region runs from base 1 to 1692 and encodes 563 amino acids. The transcript has 4 exons. Gene Ontology annotation, biological process: meristem maintenance; meristem development. Lineage: Eukaryota; Viridiplantae; Streptophyta; Magnoliopsida; Solanales; Convolvulaceae.
AUGGCACAACUUGAACCAGGUCCCAUUUGUCAUUCUGUUCUUACUCAACAAAAGCCUCACAGAUCUACUAAAGUUUGGAAAGAAUCUCAUCGCAUGAAUGAGCCCUUAAGGUGUUGUAGAUAUGACAGUGCAUUUUGGGAUUCAAAACUACAGUCAGAUGAUAGAAUUAUGACUUAUAUUCGACUGGCUGGCUUUUAUGGAGUGUCUAGAUUGGGAUGUAUAAUGUUAGAUUGGCCUCUUAUCACUGCAAUGGUGGAUCGGUGGCGACCUGAAACCCAUUGUUUUCAGCUUCCUUUUGGAGAAGUUACAAUCACAUUGCAGGAUGUUGAGAUGCUCCUAGGACUACGAGUUGAUGGCUUGCCAGUGACGAGUAGUUUUCCCAAACGAACUAGUGAAGAGUGUUGUGACACAUGUCAUGAUCUUCUUGGCGUUAGGCCUGACAAAGAAUCAAUUUCUGGGGCAUCUCGUUUGGUCAUUACCUGUUUGCAGAAUCCAACACCAUUGACUAAGCAUUCCACAGACAAAGAUGUGCAGCGCAUGGCCCGAUUGCGUAUCAUGCAAUUGCUAGGUGGAAUGUUGUUUCCCAGCACAUCAAACAACAUGGUAAGGCUAUGUUUCUUAGAUCUCAUUGCUGAUUUAGAAGGUGCUAGUGAAUAUAGUUGGGGGAGUGCUGUCCUUGCCUACUUAUAUCGAUGCAUGUGCAAAGCAACAAUGAAAAGUGCAAGUGUAAUUGGUGGAGCCCUCAUUCUUCUUCAACUUUGGGUUUGGGAGCAUAUCGCCUUAUUCUCCCCAAAAAUGUUGUCAUUUCCCGCAGACUUACCCGAUCGACCCAGGGGUGCCAGGUGGUCUGGUGAACGAUGCUUUGAUGAUGUAGCUAAUCAUGUUUUGAAAGCAUACAGAGAUCAACUGGACCACAUGACAUGUGAUCAAUUUGAGUGGAGACCCUAUGGGGACAACUUGGAUGAGUACCCAGAUUUCUGCAAAGCCGGGGAGGUCAUUUGGAUGACGAAGUCGCCUCUAAUAAUGUACGAGGUUGUAGAGUGGCACCUGCCGGACCGAGUUCUCCGGCAGUUUGGGAAGUUCAAGCAGCCACCGCCGGCGAACUUCGACACAGAGCCAAAAUUGCACAAGAUCGACGGGAGAGGGAAAGGGUGCGCAGAUUGGAGCCUUAGACACGAGAAAUACGUGAGAGAAUGGGAAAAGCGCCAAGAAAACGUUGUGCGUGCAGUGGCUGAUGAUGACGAGGAUAGAAGGUGGGAAGGCGAGUAUGAUAAAUGGUUUGAAUUGAUUGGUCGUCGCAUCAUCACCAACCCCGUCCACCGUCAUGCUCGAGGAUUCAUGCCCCUAGCAUCAAAACUAGAACACUUGACGAGGGUUAUUCAUGACAUAAGCUGGAUGGCAAGGGAUGAAUUGGAGAAAAAUACAGAUAUAAGCGAGGAGCAUCAAGGAUACAUUGCCAUUAAUGAAACAUGUGUUGAAGCUUUGAAGCUUAUAGGUGAAGAAAAGAGGCUUGAAAGUCGUCCUGAUCUCCCCAUCCGGCCAAGUGAUGAUGCUGAUGUUGCAGAUGAUGAUGGUGAUGCUCCUCCACGGGCACGUGACCGGCAUAGAGACCCAGCCGAUGGGCCGCAGCCUAGAAGGGGAGGGAGGCGGAAGAAGAUAAGGGUGGUUGAAGGUGCUGCCGCUCAGAACUGA